CAAGGCUGCAACAGCUAAGUAAUGCUUCUUAGGGGCGCAAGUCAUGCUGAACCUAAGUGGGGAUUCCUUAUGCACAAACAAGUUUAGGAGGGUGAUGCAAGAAGCUUAAAAGCUGCUCUGAGAUCCACGGAGAAAGGAGAGGAGGAAAUAAACGGAACACAGAAAAGCAAGCAUCUUCACCUUGAAUGAUGCUGUCUUUGGAGCAGAUCCACACCGAGCCAGCCCCGACACCUAAGGAACUGGACUGGGCAGAACAGGGGUACCUGAGCCCUCUGCGCUGUUCCUGGCGCCGGGAUGUGCCCUUGGACUGCAAAAUCAGCCCAGAGGAUGCCCAGGCCCGGGCUUGGACAGCCUACUACUAUGACCUCUUGCAGAGUACUUUGCAACAGGAAGGGCUCCCAGAGACUAUUGACCUCACCAAGGAACCACGGACAGGAUUUGGUCCAUCUGAUGUAACCAUCUGUGUUUUGGGCUCCCCCACUUCAUAUUUGUCUGUCCUUCUGGAAGGCGGCAACCAGUGUCCUGGUAACAUGCUACUGUGUCUUUCGCCAGCCUGGCUGUCCAAGGUGCCAUCGGAAUCGCACCCAGGAGAGUCGUCCUUGCUGGUCUUCAAGGCUGUGACGUUUGACCUUGGUGGCCGCACAACCCUGGAUGAGUUUGUGCCUCCACGCCGUGUCACCUACUUCACAGGCUGCUUUGGGCCAUGCAAGGCCCAGGGCCAGUCAGCAGCAGAGCUGGCCCGAGACCUCGACUGCCCCACCGGUGGCUCAGGAGAGCUGGCUCGCCUACUGGAGGACAAGCUCCUGACCCGCCAGCUCAUGGACCAGCAGGCAGAGGUGGCCGUGCCCCCCACCCUGGCCUUCACCUUCAAGCGCCCACUGCCCCUGAGAAGCGUGACAGAGGAGCAGCACGUUCGCAUGGUAGAGCUCAGUGGCCGUGAGGGGCAAGACAACCUGUUGCAGGAGGAAAUCGCAGCGUUCUUGCAAGGUGGUGCCAUGGAACUUUACCGCCAGGUGGUGGUGAAACCAUCAGGCUGGCGCUGGAAUGGAGCCCAGGCUGUGUCAUUCCAUGCUAAGUCAGAACAAGGAUGUAUCCUGCAAGCUGUCCUAACACUGCUGGAGACCUUGGAGGAGGAGGAGAGCAUCUUGGUGGAGGCUUUCAUUCCCACGGCUCACGUGAUCCGACCUGGCCCUUCUGACACCGAUGGCUCUCCAUUUCCAGGCAACACAUCUCCACAGCCCGAUCUGGCAGUACGAAUAUGCACUGUUGUCUGUAGAUCCCGAAAAGACCAGCCUCUGCUAAGCAAGGUAGUAUGCGGUGUGGGGCGAGCAGAUAAGCCCCUGAAGCACCAGGCCACAGUGCCUCAGACACUUGAGAGUGGCCUCCGGCAAUGGGGGCUGAAGGAUGAGGCUCAGAUUGCAGCCAUCCAUGCCCAGAUCAAGCAGAAGGCUGAGGCAGCCAUGAAAGCUUUCAUGGAUAUGGAGGCUGGUCUGACAGCUGAGCAAAGAGGUGGUCGCCGAGCGCAGACCGAUGUUAUUGGUGUGGAUUUUCUCCUGAGCUCAGAGGACCAGGUGUUGCAAUUGGUGGCCCUUGAGAUGAACUCGCAGCUGUGCCUGGAGACCUGCUCUGUCUUUGAGUCCAUGGGCCGGGUGGUGGGGGCACAUGUGGGCGAGGUGGCGUGCCCCCUGGUGGAGACGAUGCUACGUCGCACACAGUGCCACUUGAUGGAGGGCAAACACGUGUUGGUGAUUGGGGCCGGCGGAGUCAGCAAAAAGUUCGUCUGGGAGGCAGCCAGGGACUACGGGCUAAAAAUCCACCUGGUGGAGUCCGAUCCCAACCACUUUGCCUCCCAGCUGGUGCAGACCUUCAUCCAUUAUGACACCACAGACCACAAGAGGGACGAGGAGCAUGCCCAGCAACUGCUGGGGCUGGUGCGGGAGCGGGGCCUGCAUCUGGACGGCUGCCUGUCCUACUGGGAUGACUGCAUGGUCCUGACGGCCCUGGUGUGCGAAGGGUUGGGCCUGCGCUGCAGCUCCCCCACCGCCAUGAAGGUGGCCAAGCAGAAGAGCCGCACUCACCUCCAUUUGCUGCGGAGGCGCAAGGAGGGGGCUCGCUGGCCCUCAGCAGCGCUGUACGCAGUGCCCUGCUGCCACCUGGAGAGCCACGCAGAUGUGGAACGAGCCGCCGGCCACAUCAACUUUCCUGGGGUCAUGAAGUUAGAGUACGGGGCAGGGGCUGUGGGGGUCAAGUUGGUGGAGGAUGCCCAGCAGUGCCACCUGCACUUUGACAAGAUCUCCAGGGAUCUGCAAGAUGACUCGGACCAUCCAGGCAUCGGGCUUGGCUGGGGCAAUGCUAUGCUCCUGAUGGAGUACGUCUCUGGCACGGAGCAUGAUGUAGAUCUGGUGAUCUAUGAAGGGCGGAUGCUGGGGGCUUUCGUCUCUGAUAAUGGGCCCACCCGAGUGCCCAACUUCACUGAGACAGCAGCCUGCAUGCCCACUUGUCUGCCCCCUGACCGCGAGGCGCAGCUCAUCCAUGCUGCCUACCAGUGUUGCUUAGGCUGCGGCCUCACUGAUGGUGUCUUCAAUGUGGAGCUGAAGAUGACGGUGGCUGGCCCCAAGCUGAUUGAAAUCAACCCCCGCAUGGGUGGCUUCUACCUCCGCGACUGGAUUCAGGAGAUCUACGGCGUAGACAUCAUGCUGGCCUCUGCCAUGAUUGCCUGUGGGGUGGCACCCCUCUUGCGGGCCCGCUCUCGUCCCCGCAUGCACCUGGUGGGAGUGAUGUGCUUGGUCUCCCAGCACCUGCAGGUCCUCAAGUCCACUGCCAGCCUGGAGACACUCCAGGCCCUGCACGAGCGGGGCGUCAUCCGCCUCAACCUGCUUGAUGAUGAGCUGGUGUCUAGCGAGUAUGAGGAGCCCUAUUGCCAUGUGGCUUGUGCCAGCUCUAGUCGCCACGAGGCGUGCCUCAAGCUUCUAGGCAUCUGCCAGGUUCUGGGCAUCGACUCCGCACACUAUCCCGUUGCCCACUUUCUCUCUCACUUUAAAUAGCCUUGGAGAUCAUGGUUCCCUCAAUCUGGAAUUGAUCUUGCACCUGCUCCAGAGAGGGAGCCUUGUCUGUCCCUCUCCUACAUUGCCCUUUCCUUACUUACUUACUCCCUCACUUACAACUGGGGUUUGUACUGCACAAACACCCUGUUUCCUACAGUCUUGUCAAGUGGCUGCUGUCUCCCUCAGGAAAGGAGUGUGGCAUCAUCUGGUGCCAUCUCUGGUAAGUGCCACGCCCACACCCCUCACACUCUCAAAGGGGCUGACCCUGCUUUUGUUGGGAGGAGAUGCAAAUAAUUGCAGUGUCCCACCAUUCCUCUAUUGUCACAGUGAAGAAAUUGUCUCCUUUCCCUUUAUUUGCAGUUCUUGUUAAAUGUCUCACAUCUUUGUUCCUGGCUUUCUCCUCCCCAAAGCCUUUUACAGAGGCAAGUCCCAGCCUCUUCAUCUUCUCUUUCUUCCACUGAGGAAAGGCUGUUGCUUUCCAGCCAGAUGAGCCCUAGAGAGAACCUUCCUAACACUUCAAAAAAUCAGUGGAAAAGAGGGCUUGGGGUCAAAUAUUUUCCAGUCUCUCAUCAGGCAGUGAUCAUUUGAGUAAAUCGGCAUGUGCUGAUCUUGAGCACAAGCUCUUUCCUGGAUCCAAUCUUGCAGAUUCCACCAAUUUACAGGCUAUGCCCUAAAAAAUGUCUUGGCCAGCCUACUGUAACAAAAGGGCCACAUGCAAGCCUAGAAUAACUGACAUUUUACAGAGCAGCAGAACAUGAAGACAUUUAGCAAGCUAGUUCUGCUGCCUCAGCAUUUGCCAACCCCACAAUUAACAUCCUAGUGCCUCAUGAUCUUUUUAGAAGCUAAUGAGUACACACAAGGCUGUAUUUAUUGGGUAAUCAUAGAAAUAAUGCAGGGUACAGUAAUAGAAAUUCAGUGGUAAUGCCUAGCAUGCAUUUCCAGGCAGGAGGGAACUCGCCAUCUGCUCAUGAGACAACCUGCUGUAACUAUCUCCCCAUCUCUGUAAUACCCUAAAAGAUACGAUAGUAGAGCAGCACUGUGACAGCUCUUCCAAGCACAAUAACCCAUUGGUACACAAAACUCUUGCAAAAGACUGCAGCGCCUGCACUGCUGACAACGUAAAAUAACAAGCCUUCCAAGGGAAUCCCUGUGCCCUUGAAGACCCUACACAACUAAGUAAUUGUAGUGCCAGCAUUCCUGAGUGUUUUUGCAAUAAGCCACAGCCUUGCUACCCCUUUGAAUUAUGAAGAAGUAGCAAUGCUUCAUCCAUUAAUCUAACUGUUCUCCAAUCGGUAAUGUUACCUAGCACCAGCAUCUUCAAAAACACCUAUAACCAGCAUAAAGAGAAAGAAGUAAAAAACAAAUAGAGCUCUGAUUGGCACAGUGGAAGAGUCUCUCGUCUUUGUCAUAGUUCACUGACUUGCUGCUGCUUUCGUAACAAAAGGCAGAGAAGCGGCAGGAGGAGGAGGCAACUAAAGGACCAUAGGGUGCAAAAUGACUGCUGCCAGGAAAGGGGGGUGGUGGUGGCAGGGAUUGGGAGCUUCAGAGGUCCCACCACUGAGUGACUAACAGCAGGGCCGUUAGUUGGAUGUGGCCUCUUAAACAGACUCACGCCCCUGCCUAGCUUCCUGUCUAGUCCUCCACUGCCGCUUCUGUAAUCAGGCAGGCAUAGUAGUUCCUCCCCCAAUAAAAUGCCAUGUAAAAAUA
Pogona vitticeps (central bearded dragon) is the source of this 4751-nucleotide messenger RNA. RefSeq names its product carnosine synthase 1 (gene CARNS1). Gene Ontology annotation, biological process: carnosine biosynthetic process. Gene Ontology annotation, molecular function: metal ion binding; ATP binding; carnosine synthase activity. The record is from RefSeq and is a predicted model, not a curated record. Lineage: Eukaryota; Metazoa; Chordata; Lepidosauria; Squamata; Agamidae.